Molecule: messenger RNA, 5996 nt
Organism: Molossus molossus (Pallas's mastiff bat)
Lineage: Eukaryota; Metazoa; Chordata; Mammalia; Chiroptera; Molossidae
Gene: LIMCH1
Product: LIM and calponin homology domains 1
Exons: 26
Coding region: 376-3162 (928 amino acids)
Biological process (GO): regulation of focal adhesion assembly; positive regulation of stress fiber assembly
Cellular component (GO): stress fiber
Molecular function (GO): myosin II head/neck binding
Source: RefSeq, a predicted model, not a curated record
ACCGGCAGGAGCUUUGGUGAUAAAGACUUUCGGACAGGGUUAGAAAAUGGAAUCCUUCUCUGCGAGUUGCUGAAUGCUAUAAAGCCAGGACUUGUUAAAAAGAUCAAUAGAUUGCCUACCCCCAUUGCAGGAUUGGACAAUAUCAUCUUAUUCUUGAGAGGUUGUAAAGAGCUCGGCCUUAAAGAAUCUCAACUUUUUGACCCUAGUGACCUACAGGAUACAUCCAACAGGGUAACAGUCAAGAGCCUUGAUUAUAGUAGGAAGCUGAAAAACGUGUUAGUGACCAUCUACUGGCUGGGGAAAGCAGCGAACAGCUGUGCGUCGUAUAGCGGGACGGCGCUGAACCUGAAGGAGUUCGAAGGCUUGCUGGCUCAGAUGAGGAAGGAGACUGAUGACAUUGAGAGUCCUAAGCGAAGUAUCCGAGACAGUGGCUACAUCGACUGCUGGGACUCUGAGCGCAGUGACUCGCUGUCUCCGCCUCGGCACGGCCGAGAUGAUUCCUUCGACAGCCUGGAUUCCUUCGGCUCGCGCUCCCGGCAGACGCCUUCGCCAGAUGUAGUCCUCAGGGGCAGCAGCGAUGGGAGAGGAAGCGACUCGGAAUCGGACCUGCCACAUCGGAAGCUGCCGGAUGUGAAGAAGGAUGACAUGUCUGCCAGGCGGACUUCUCAUGGUGAGCCGAAAUCAGCAGUGCCUUUUAACCAGUACCUCCCGAACAAAAGCAAUCAGACGGCCUAUGUCCCCGCUCCUCUGAGAAGGAAGAAAGCAGAGCGAGAGGAAUAUCGCAAGAGCUGGAGCACCGCCACCUCCCCCCUGGGUGGGGAGAGGCCCUUCAGAUACGGUCCGAGAACCGCUGUGUCUGAUGACGCAGAGAGCACCAGUAUGUUUGACAUGCGGUGUGAGGAAGAGGCUGCAGUGCAGCCGCACAGCAGGGCCCGCCAGGAGCAGCUGCAACUGAUAAAUAACCAGCUGCGGGAAGAGGACGACAAAUGGCAAGAUGACCUGGCUCGUUGGAAGAGCCGCAGAAGAAGUGCUUCUCAGGACUUAAUCAAGAAAGAGGAAGAAAGGAAAAAAAUGGAGAAAUUAAUGGCUGGAGAGGACGGGACAAGUGAACGAAGGAAAAGCAUCAAAACCUACAGAGAAAUUGUUCAAGAAAAAGAGAGGAGAGAGAGGGAGCUGCAUGAGGCCUACAAGAACGCGCGGUCCCAGGAGGAGGCAGAGGGGAUCCUUCAACAGUACAUCGAGAGGUUCACCAUCAGCGAGGCUGUUCUGGAACGCUUGGAGAUGCCAAAAAUCCUGGAAAGAAGCCAUUCAACAGAGCCAAACUUAACCCCCUUCCCAAACGACCCCAACCCCAUGAAAUACCUGCGGCAGCAGUCACUGCCUCCACCCAAAUUCACUGCCACUGUGGAAACCACCAUCGCUCGUACCAGCGUCCUGGAUACCAGCAUGUCCGCAGGCAGUGCGUCUCCAAGCAAAACUGUCACUCCCAAAGCAGUGCCUAUGCUGACACCCAAGCCUUACUCCCAGCCCAAAAACUCUCAAGAGGUUCUAAAGACCUUUAAGGUAGAUGGGAAAGUCAGCAUGAAUGGAGAAGCGGUUCAUGGUGAUGAAGUGGAAAAGGAAAGAGAGUGUCCCACAGAUGCACUUGCCGCCUCGUUGACCAAGUCCCAGAUGUUCGAAGGUGUGGCCAGAGUGCACGGGGGCCCCGUGGAGCUGAAGCAGGACAACAAUAGCAUUGAGAUCAACAUACAGAAGCCAAACUCUGUUCCCCAAGAACUGACGGCAACCACGGAGGAAAUGGAACCAAACAGCCAAGAAGAUGAGAAUGAUGGUGAAGAACCACAAGAAGGAAAUACAGAACUUGCCUCAUCAGAGCCACAGCAUUUCACCACAACGGUGACUCGCGCCAGCCCGACCGUGGCCUUGGUCGCGUUCCCCUCCAGCGCCCCGCUGACGAACCAUGUGCCGGAAGAAAAAGGCCAGAAGAAACCGGGAGCUGAGCUGAGCGGGAAGGUGGAGUUGGUGCUGUCACAAAAGGUGGGAAAGCCAAAAUCUCCAGAACCAGAAGCAACCCUGACCUUCCCACUUCUGGACGAAACGCCUGAAACCAAGCAGUUACACUUGCCAAAUCUCAGUUCUCAAGUGGAUUCUCCAAGCAGUGAGAAGUCACCUGCAACUACACCAUUCAAGUUCUGGGCAUGGGACCCAGAAGAGGAGCGCAGGCGGCAGGAAAAAUGGCAGCAGGAGCAGGAACGUCUCCUCCAGGAGAGAUACCAGAAGGAGCAGGACAAGCUGAAAGAAGAGUGGGAAAAAGCCCAAAAGGAGGUGGAAGAGGAAGAACGCAGAUACUAUGAGGAGGAGCGCAAAAUAAUUGAAGACACUGUGGUUCCAUUUACUGUUUCUUCAAGCUCUGCAGACCAGCUGUCUACAUCCUCCUCUCUAACUGAAGGCAGUGGGGCAGUGAAUAAGAUGGACCUGGAAAACUGUCAUGAAGAAGAACGAGAGACAAGACAGAAGAGAGCAUUCCAGGAGGACAACAAUGACUUGUUGCUUCCGACCAGGGAAGGUGACCGACAGGAGGAAACGGGCAGCCUAACUCAGGGGGCCCUGAGUGAUUCUGAGAAUCCCGUGUCAAAAGGAACCCACGAGGCCGAUCAGCUGGAUACAGAAGCUGGGGCCCCCCACUGUGGGGUGAACCCUGAGCUAGCUCAGGAUCCAUCCCAGAAUCAGCAGGUAUCUAACCCGACAAUGAACACUUUAGAAGAUGUGAAGCCAAAAACCCUCCCGCUCGAUCAAAGCAUUAACCAUCGGAUUGAGUCGCCAAGUGAAAGGCGGAAGAAAAGCCCUCGAGAGAACUUCCGGGCGGGACACUUGUCCCCCUGUCCGCCCACCCCUCCUGGCCAGUCUCCCAACAGGUACAAGAGGUCUAUCAGUGGGAAGAAGCUGUGCUCUUCCUGUGGGCUCCCCUUGGGGAAAGGAGCUGCGAUGAUCAUCGAGACCCUCAAUCUCUAUUUUCACAUCCAGUGCUUCAGGUGUGGAAUCUGUAAAGGACAGCUCGGAGAUGCAGUGAGUGGGACGGAUGUUAGGAUUCGAAACGGUCUUCUGAACUGUAAUGAUUGCUACAUGCGAUCCAGAAGUGCUGGCCAACCCACAACAUUGUGACAUGGUUUUCAAGAUCCCAGAUCACUCACCAUUUAUUUCUGGAGAGUGUCCCCUGGCAGUCAGUCAUUCAACAGAACCCCACGUUCAGGGGCUUCUCAGCAUUCAUCUACUUUCUGAAAGGCUCUUCUACAAGGUGGUAUCUGUUCUUUUAUAGCACAGUGUUUGUGUUUUCCCUGGUUUUUUUUUUUCUUCUUCUUCUUUUGCAUUUGCACAGUAUAUACAAAAGAAUAUUGAAUGGCAAUGAUUCUGACUAGUUCAAAGAAGGUCUUAGCAUGAUCAAACAGACUUAUGGCUUAAAAUGUGUUAUUCUCUUCUUUGGGGAGUUAAUGAGAUACAGAUGAUUCAAUAAACCUGUUUGUUUUAGUAUUUCUAGAAAUUAAAUACUUUGUGUUUACAAAACUGAGCUGCAGAAAGUGCAAGACAUGCCAAUUGGAGAUGUGUGGUCUUUAAAGACGGAGCUUACAAUUAAUGCAUUUCAGAAACUAAACACCACAGCAUAUGGCUCUGAGCUAUAACUUGUUUUUAAUGCAGAGACACUAGUUGGAUAAUGUAUACUGUAAUCCUGAAACAUUUGUGUUACUUACCUUUGGAGGUAGAAGUCAUAAAUUAUUGCACCGUUAAUACUAGGUUUUGUAUCCUUUGAAGGUUGUAUCAUUGAUAGAGUCUGGUCCAUCAGAUAAAGACAACCCUUGCAGUAUCAGCUAGACUUACACUCUGGACAUUGCCCAAGGGUAGGGAAAUAUUGUAGCCAUCAUUUCCAAAGUUAUUACCAAAAUAUGUGAGGAAGUUUGAUCUUCAGAAGAGUGGCAGGCCCAUCUAGCCACGAGGGCUCUGUUGCUUGCUUCUCUUCAGACUCUACAUUCAAUGAAGACUUGGUAUAAGGCACACAGAAACUUGCAUCAAGAUGGGUCCUUCAGUUAAGUGAGACCACUGCUCAGCCUUGCCUGCGAGUUCUCCUUAGGGGCCUGAAACACAGGUGUCUAAAGCAUUAAGUUCAUCCUCAUAGAAUCCAAAUGACAUGUGAUGUGAUAAACCACUGGUGUGUGACCAGCAAGAACCUACAUGUCACAUACACGCUACCCACCCUAAUGGACAUCUGCUGGUCCUCAUUCUCCUACAUCACCGACUCUUUACUGUCAGAAUUCUGGCCCUGGCUCAUGGAGACCUUCAGAGAGGAACUCUGGUGGAGAGCUGGUUAUUUUUUGCCCUGUGUGGUGAGUUUCAGCUGGCCAAGAAAGGCAUCCAGUUACUAAAAAGCAUCACGUUUUAAAUCUCCAGGCUGUUUUCUUUAAGACUGGGGAAAGGGGGACUAUUUAUUCUGCCUUAAAAGGAUGGCAAAUAAGUGAAGAUGACAUUUUGUGAAUGUAGACUAUGGAUAUCCUCCUAAUAGGUUAAUGUAGUCAUAAAAGGAGAUCAAGUAGAUGUUACUCUGUUAUGUAAGCAAUAAUGUUUUUCCUGUCUUACUGAGUAUGACUAGCAGUUAUUUAUUUACAUGCUAGACGGUUCUCUGCAUGCGGGUUCCAUGUAAGUGCAGAAAUUUCCUCGGCCACUGGAAGCAUUUUGACCAUUUUGCCAUCUGGAUGAGCUGUUGUUAGAUUGAAAUUUACACAUCAUAUCAUUAAAAAUUGUGCCUUAGAAAAUGCAAAGCUAUUGCACACAGUGAUGAAUUAUGGAUGCAGUACAUCGAAGAGAGAUGAAGUCACUUCCAAGUUCCCAAGACUUCUCAUGGAAGGGUUUGCUGUUUUACAGGAAUAAAAAAUUUUAAAAAGAAAAAUAGAGAACAUUCAAAAGAAAACGUUUUGAAAAUGUACAGAUUAAGUUCAAUAUUUUGAUUAACCACCUGCAUGUUUUAGUAAAUAUUUUGAUAAUGUGAUGUUUACACUUUGCAUGAUGUUCGCAGAGUACUUUACCAGAAAUAAUGCGCAAAACAUGUACAAUAUGAUCAUUCAUAACCGAUUUUUAUAUAAUACUUUUUACAUGUGGAACUCCAUCCAUUAUGUAGGGAUUCUAUGAAUAUGAAUAUUGCACAUUCUCUUCUGGUUUCACAAACCCAUUUAUACAUAUUUCUUAGUGAGACUCAUUGUACAUGUAUUGAAGCUAGAAUCGAGUCAAGAAAAAUAAAGCCCAUUCUCCAGCUGCGAGAUGUGCUUUUCCAUAAUGAACAAUAGUCACCAGCAGAGAAUAAUCUCCAACAUUUUCUAAAUUCUAAUUGCCAACUGUUUCUAUUUAUAUUUGAUUUAUAUUUCAUUUGGAGUCUGUUACAUGGCAGCUCAGGCAGACUAGAUCUUGUUUUUCCCAAUGCAGCAUAAUGAGUAUGAUCUAUUUCUUUUCAAAUAAUCUUUGAGAUCCCAGGAAAAAAAAAAUGCUCUGCUCUGUUGAGCUACAAUGUAAAUGUGUUUGCUUAAAAUAACAGAUGAGGCAAGUGAGUGAUUUAUUGUUCCUAAGGAAGUAUAUCUGAUUUUUUUUUCUCAUACUCCAAAAGCUGGUCCCUUCUCUUUCUUAAGAAAACAUGGGUAACUCUGUUUUUCACUAGCAAACUUUCAUGACAUCUCCUCAUUCUUUCUAUGUAGUGUUAUUAAUGCAAUACAUAUUAUAGUUAUCUAUACACAGUGUAAGACUUAACAAACUGAAACGAUCCACCUCAUGUGUGAGUCCGUCCAAAAGAUGUUACUGUUCUGGGUGGGCCAAUGUUCUAUAUCAGUUACACUAACCUUCAUUGAAAAUAUUUAUUCUAAAAUGCCUCUGAGAAAUAGUAAAAAAAUAAAUAAAAAGUUGUCUAAAACACAACAGCUUUUAUAGUAAAUGUACAUUUAUAAAUAAAAUACUCAAAUCAA